AUGGCCACGAUGCAAACAUAUAGCAUACGUCCAGGUCGACGCGCCGACUUGCCUCACGCAGUCGAUGUCUUCCUUUCGGCUUUUCGCAAGGACAAUCUUUUCGACAUUCUCUUCCCGAACCGCCACACGCACCCCCACGUCAUUCGGGCCCAGGUGUCUCGGCUCUAUGCGUCUCGUUACUGGUCGCUCAACUAUGAUCUGCGCGUGAUCGCAGGCAACGACGAUGGCCAGAUUGUGGGGCUCACCUGGUGGAAGAGGCCAAAGGCGGCCAUGUCAUUUUGGGAGCGUUGGGUGUCACCUUAUGCGUGGAUUGCCCCUUUGAUCUCGACUUGGUUCUCUAUCAGAGACUGGUUGUUUCCCAUCAAGGACCUGGAUAAGUAUGCGGCUGAAACCUUUGUUCGCGCCUUUGCAACGGUUGAGCCUGCUCUAAUCAACACCCCACGGCGCGAGAAAGCGUGGUAUCUCUCAACGCUGGCCGUUGACCCGACUGUGCAAAGCAAGGGAUUGGGCACCAUGCUACUAAGAGACGGGCUCGAGAGGGUAGAUCAGGAGGGAACAGCAGCGUGGUUGGUUGCUCUGGAGACUGUAGAGGAGUACUACAAGAAGCAUGGCUUCCGAGAGGUCGGCAGGGCGAAUGUCGGCGAGUUGCAGGACUGGACCGGUGGCGCCAUCAUGUUCAGGAACGAUGAAUGA
Molecule: messenger RNA, 693 nt
Organism: Emericellopsis cladophorae
Lineage: Eukaryota; Fungi; Ascomycota; Sordariomycetes; Hypocreales; Bionectriaceae
Product: Puromycin N-acetyltransferase-like protein
Exons: 2
Coding region: 1-693 (230 amino acids)
Molecular function (GO): acyltransferase activity, transferring groups other than amino-acyl groups
Source: RefSeq, a predicted model, not a curated record